AUGGAAGCGGGAGGACAUGAUAGAUUGUUCCUUUCGGGAUUGUUUGCUUCCGAACGAAAGUUUCGAAUUAUCAAAACUAACAGAAUCUCUAGAGCAGCAAAAAUAUUAGCAUUCGAAAAAUGGCGGUUUCAGAAGUCUUUCAUCGAUGACAUUAAAUCACUUCUGCGAGUACUUAUCAUGUUCUUGCCCGUGCCGAUGUUCUGGGCGCUCUACGACCAGCAAGGCUCGAUCUGGCUAAUUCAGGGUAUUCAAAUGGACUGCCGCCUCUCUUCAAAUGUACUUCUACUUCCUGAUCAAGUACAGACACUGAAUGCCGUACUCAUUUUGUUAUUUAUUCCGCUUUUCCAAAUCGUCGUAUAUCCUCUCACUGCUAAAUGUUUCAACAUAACGCCUUUGCGAAAGAUGGUUGUCGGUGGUUUUCUUGCCUCGUUAUCUUUCCUAGUCACUGGCUUUGUACAACUUAGCGUCAAUCAAACCUUACCACCACUUCCCUCAUCAAACGAAGCUUACGUGAGCAUAUGGAAUCAGCUGGACAACUGCUCCGUGGUAGCUACUUUUCCAGGUCUCAAUCCGUACACCGUCGCAGCGAAUACGGUGAGACAUGGACACUAG
Messenger RNA from Cooperia oncophora, 612 nucleotides. NCBI's taxonomy places the organism in Eukaryota, Metazoa, Nematoda, Chromadorea, Rhabditida, Trichostrongylidae. The record is from the annotation of a GenBank genome assembly.